This is a messenger RNA of Anas platyrhynchos (mallard), 4702 nucleotides long. Lineage: Eukaryota; Metazoa; Chordata; Aves; Anseriformes; Anatidae. The record is from RefSeq and is a predicted model, not a curated record.
UUCUCUCCGCCCCCCACCUCUGUGCCCCCCCCCCUCCGCUUCUCGCUGGCCUCGCCCCCGCUCCCCGCCGGGACAGGGGGGCGGUGCCGAGCCGAGCCGAGCCGAGCCGAGUCUUGCCGUGCUGAGUCUUGCCGUGCUGUUCUGGUCUGGCAGUGCCGAGCUGAGCCGAGCCGAGCCGUGCCGGAUCCGGCCAAGCCGUGCCGGGUCCGGCCGUGCCGAGCCGUGCCAGGAUGCUGCGGUACCUGCUGAAGACGCUGCUGCAGAUGAACCUGUUCGCGGACUCGCUGGCGUCCGAGAUGUCCAACUCCUCCGAGCUGCUGCUCGGCCUCAACGGCAGCAUCACCGCGCUCGACCUCCACAACCUCACCGCCGGCAACGGGUCCCACCCCCAGCUGGAGGACUCGGCACCCCGCAUCGUGGAGCACCCCUCAGACCUGCUGGUGUCCAAGGGUGAGCCGGCCACGCUGAGCUGCAAGGCAGAAGGACGCCCCCCGCCCACCAUCGAGUGGUACAAGGACGGUGAGCGGGUGGAGACGGACCAUGAAGACCCCCGCUCCCACCGCACGCUGCUGCCCAGCGGCUCUCUCUUCUUCCUCCGCAUCAUCCACGGCCGCCGUGGCAAACCUGACGAGGGCGUCUAUGUCUGUGUGGCCAGGAACUACCUGGGUGAAGCCACCAGCAGGAAUGCCUCACUGGAGGUGGCUGUGCUGCGGGAUGAUUUCCGGCAGCCCCCCGGGGAUGUGGUGGUGGCGGUGGGUGAGCCGGCCGUCCUUGAGUGCGUUCCACCCCGUGGUCACCCUGAGCCCACUGUCUCAUGGAAGAAGAACGGCGCCCUGCUCAAUGACAAGGAUCAGCGCAUCACGAUCCGUGGUGGGAAGCUGAUGAUGGCCACCACACACAAGAGCGAUGCUGGCAUCUACGUCUGCGUGGCCACCAACAUGGUGGGGGAGCGGGACAGCGAGCCGGCUGAGCUGGUGGUCUUCGAACGCCCCACAUUCAGCAAGUGGCCACUAAACCAAGCGGUCCUGGUGGAUGAGAUGGCUGAGUUCCCCUGUGAGGCACUGGGGGAUCCCCAGCCCACAGCCCGCUGGCGCAAGGAGGACGGUGAGCUGCCACCGGGAAGGUGGGAGCUGCUGGCUGACAACACCCUGAGGAUCAGCCGGGUGCGUGUGGAAGAUGAAGGCACCUACACCUGUGUGGCCGAGAACAGCGUGGGCAAGUCAGAGGCCUCAGGCACCCUCAUCGUGCGUGUGCCCCCCCAGCUUGUCACCUGGCCCCAUAACCAGAGCGUCCCCCCUGGCCACAGCGUGACCUUCCAGUGUGAGACCACAGGCAAUCCGCCACCAGCCGUGUUUUGGCAGAAGGAAGGCAGCCAGACGCUGCUGUUCCCGGGCCAGCCUCCCCAGCCAGCCAGCCGCUUUUCGGUAGCCCCCGGUGGUGCCAUGACCAUCGCUGCCGUCCAGCCGACCGACGCAGGCUAUUACCUGUGCCAGGCCAUCAGUGUGGCCGGUAGCGUCCUGGCCAAGGCACUGCUGGAGGUGGAGGCGGCACCCACUGAGCAUGGGCCACCUGUCAUCCACUGGGGCCCCGCCAACCACACGGUGCUGCCAGUGGGGGCCACGGUGUGGCUGCCCUGCUGGGUGGCCGGUGACCCCCAGCCCCACGUGGCGUGGCUGAAGGACGGCCGGGCCAUGCCGGGCCCCGAGACCCGCACCAGCCUGCUGGAGAAUGGCACCCUGCAGAUCAGCAGCCUGCGGGUGACAGACUCGGGGCAGUAUGAGUGUGUGGCCACCAGCUCAAUGGGUGAGACGCGUUGGAGUGGGACCCUGCAGGUGCAAGGUGAGUUGUGGGGAUGCUGUGGGACCAGGGAAGCCAUGGGACUGGGGAAGCAGCUGCCAUGGGUCUCAGCACCUCUCCUCACAGGUGAUGGAUCUGGACUUUCCCCACCACCCCCAGAGCCUGCCAUCCUCCCCCAGCCACCCUCCACCCCUCUGGUCACCAACGUCACUAAAAGCAGUGUUACCCUGAGCUGGAAAGGGAAUGAGCAAAGCAGUGGCACUACUGUCACCUAUGUUGUGGAAGCUUUCAGUGAGGCAGCAGGUGGCCCGUGGCAGACAGUGGCAGCCAACGUGGAGGGCGAGACACACACUGUGAGUGGCCUUGUCCCUGACACCGUCUACCUCUUCCUGGUGCGGGCAGUCAGUGCCCAUGGGCUCAGCGACCCCAGCGGAGUCUCAGAGCCCAUCCGCACCCAAGAUGCCAGCCCCACGCAGCCAGGCCUGAACCCUCAGCAGGUGCCAACGGAGCUUGCGCAAGUGGCCGUGCACCUGCAGGAGCCAGUGGUGCUGCCACCAGGUGCCGUCCGCCUCUCCUGGACUGUGGAGCCCCCAUCGCCCUUCGUGCAGGGCUACCAGGUGCUGUACCGGCGGCGUGGUGGGCGCUGGGAGGCACGGGACGUGCGGGCACCAGGCGAGCGGGGUGCCCUGCUCACUGGGCUGCGCCGCGGCCAGGACUACGAGGUGAAGGUGCGGCCCUACUUCCACCAUCUCCACGGUCCUGACAGUGCUGUGCGUGCCCUGCGCACCCCCGAGGCGGCCCCCAGUGCCCCACCACGGGCUGUCAGUGCAGUGGGGAAUGGCACCAGUGUCCGCAUCUCGUGGCAGCCGCCACCGCUGGCUGAGCAGAAUGGUGUCAUUCGUGACUAUCGGAUCUGGUGCCUGGGCAACGAGAGCCGAUUCCACAUCAACCAGAGUGUGGAGGGGACGGUGCUGGCAACGGUGCUGCAGGGGCUGGUGCCUGGUGUCCCCUAUCGUGCUGAGGUGGCAGCGGCCACCGGCGCGGGUGUGGGUGCUCGCAGUGCACCUGUCCCCAUCCAUAUUGCACCUCCUGUGGAGCGGGAAGCAGGGCCAGUAGGCCGGGGUGGUGUGGCUGAGCACUUGGCAGAGAUGGCGAGGAGGCCGGCCUUCAUCGCUGGCAUUGGCGGUGCCUGCUGGCUUGUCCUCGCUGGCUUUGGUGCCUGGCUCUAUGGCCGCCGCCGGAGGAGGAAGGAACUGAGCCACUUCACGGCCUCCUUCGCCUACGCGCCCACGGGUGCACCUAUGGGUGCUGCAGGGCCCUGCCGUGGCCCCACUGCACUCUCGGCCCAGCCUCCAUCUCUCUCUGCGCUCACCUUUCUGCACACCCCGGCUCCGGCGCGUGGCAGCCCCAGGGCUGCCGUUGGUGGUCACCCGUGGCUGGUGGACGCGUGGUGUGGUGGUGGCACCAGCAGCCUGGACACUGCUGAGAGAUACUACAACGAGGCUGGCAUCUCCCGCUACAUCGCCCAGACGGAGCCAUUUGGGGCGGGGGCCACCGAGGGACCCAUCUACAGCAGCAUCGAGGUGGGCAGCGAGGAGCUGCGCACCUUCCACCGUCCCUGCUCGCAGCACUGGCCUCGACCACUGGCCACCCUGUACGCCCACAUGGCCCCCGGCCGCCCCGAGCACGGGAAAAAACUGGGGAAAGCGGUGCAAACGCCCAUGCUGAGCUGGACGGAGCUGCUGCCCCCACCACCCUCAGCCAGCGAGCUCAGCCAGUACGCUGAGGAGGAAGAGGUGAAGAAGGAGGAAGAGGAAGAGGAGGAGGUGGUGGAGGAAGAAGAUGAGGAGGGCAGCUUGGGGCUGGAGGACCGGUGUCCCCUUGGGGAGGACGUCCUUCAGCCCGCCGCCUCCUCACCUGCCACCCCUGCCGGCUGCUGGUCCCCUGCCGUGCUGGCACCUGCACCCCGCGAGGACAUCUGCAGCCCCCACCGCUUCGACAGCCCCCGCCUGCCCCGGUAGGAGAUGCCACUUGCUCAGGCUGCCAGGCCCGCCUCACCCGAUGUCCUGUCCUCCCAUGGCCCAGACACAAGCGAGGGCCACAUGCCCCGAGCCCACCGCCCCCAUGGCACAGGGAAAACCCGCUCAGAGACCCUGAAGAGUCGCCCGAAGCCCAAAGGAAGCCGCUAUCGCCGGGAGCAGCAUCUAGGAGCAGACCUGCCGCCACCACCGCCACCACCGCUGCCGCCCCCAGGUGAGACCCCCAGCCAGGAGCCAAGCGGUGCUGAGCGCAAGGCUGCCCAUCGCCCACCCCGCCAGGGUGACAUCGUCCCCUACAGCAAGCCCUCCUUCCUGGCCCAUGGCUGCUCCACCACUGGCAGCGCCUCGUCCCGUGGCUCCACCAGCUCCCGUGGCCAUGGCUCAGGGCGCAGCCGCCACCCAGACCCGCUGUCACCCUGCCCGCCGCAUGAGGAGCGAUGAGGCAGCACGGGGACAGUGACACAGGGACAGGGAUGUUGGGGUAGAAAUGGGAUGCUGAUUAAUUUUGGUCUGAGAUGCAUAAAUAGGUGUGCACAGAGCCAGUGGGGUGGGCAGAAGCUUGAGGGAGGGACGAGGAUGCUCUGGGUGGGGACAAGGAUGCUGAGGAUGCCUGAGGAUGCUCGGAAGGGACAAGGAUGCUCAGGAGGGAUUAGGAGGUUUGGGACAGCCCAGGACAGUCGCAGGGGAUGAGGGUGCCCCAGAAGGACGAGGACCCUGAGGCCAAGGCUUGUUGGGAGGGACGAAGGGAGGAAGAGCAGGAGGGGCACCCGCUGCCCCAGUGCUGCCCAUCCUUUGCAUGUAGCUUUUUCUAGCGGAGAGCCCCUUUUGGGGGAAACAAUGAAUAAAGCUGGAUUUUAGCCAAGCCA